Messenger RNA from Acromyrmex echinatior (Panamanian leafcutter ant), 901 nucleotides. Its product is annotated as terpene synthase. Lineage: Eukaryota; Metazoa; Arthropoda; Insecta; Hymenoptera; Formicidae. Gene Ontology annotation, biological process: isoprenoid biosynthetic process. The record is from RefSeq and is a predicted model, not a curated record. Gene Ontology annotation, molecular function: prenyltransferase activity.
AUUGCAACUGAUUGACGAAGUAAUGCAAAUGGCCUAUAGUGCAAGCAUCGCAUUCGAUGAUAUUCAAGAUGAGGCCAUUAUGCGAAAUGGUUUUCCUGUAACCCAUUCUGUUUAUGGACUUCACUACUCAAUAAACGCUGCAAAUUAUUUACAAUUUCUUGCUUGUGAAAAACUUAUCAAUUUACAUCCCAUGGCAGUUAAAAUUGUUAUUGAACAAUUUAUGGAAUACUACAAAGGUCAAGGAAUGGAUUUAUAUUGGAAGGAAAAAUUCAUCUGUCCGAAAGAAGAAGAUUACAAUAUUUUAGCAGUAAGAAAGAGUGGUUGGUUAAAUAUAAUGGUGGUAAAAUUAAUGAAACUAUUUUCUACUUAUGAAGAAGAUGUCUUGUCAUUAGCAAGUACUUUUGGAUUGUAUCGCCAGAUACAUGAUGAUUAUUGCAAUUUACGUCAUGAUGAGGAUACUAACGAGAACAGUUAUUGCGAUGAUUUGACCGAAGGAAAAAUGAGUUUCCUAGUUAUUCAUGCGCUUAGAAAGAAUCCUGACGAUAAGAAAAUAAUAAAUAUUUUAAAACAACGAUCGAAGAAUAUUGAAAUAAAACGUUACUGCGUUAAAAUAUUAGAAAGUUACGGCUCAUUUAAGUACGCAAAAGAUGUACUUGAUGAAUUAGAAGAAAAGAUGAGAACCGAAAUUGACCGUUUAGGUGGCAAUCCGCCUUUUGUAAAGCUUCUGGACGACUUCAGGAACAAGAUGUUGAAAACACAUAUCUAAAGAUUCUUUAAUCAAAUGAUAAAAUUCAUAAAUAUGUAUUUUGUUAUUAAUAAAACAUCAGACGCAGCAUUGUAUAAUUUGUCCAUACGUAUAUUAUAAAACGUUAUAUAAAAUAAUCUCUUAUUAAUAGCUAUA